Molecule: messenger RNA, 942 nt
Organism: Fonsecaea pedrosoi CBS 271.37
Lineage: Eukaryota; Fungi; Ascomycota; Eurotiomycetes; Chaetothyriales; Herpotrichiellaceae
Exons: 2
Coding region: 1-942 (313 amino acids)
Cellular component (GO): eukaryotic translation initiation factor 2B complex; multi-eIF complex; eukaryotic translation initiation factor 2 complex
Molecular function (GO): RNA binding; ribosome binding; translation initiation factor activity
Source: RefSeq, a predicted model, not a curated record
AUGUCGGACCCCAACUCGCUGACGAAUUGUCGCUUCUACGAGGAAAAAUAUCCGGAAAUCGAUAGUUUUGUCAUGGUGAACGUCAAACAGAUUGCAGAGAUGGGCGCCUACGUUAAACUCCUAGAAUACGACAACAUCGACGGCAUGAUCCUCCUCUCCGAACUCUCUCGAAGACGUAUCCGAUCCAUACAGAAACUCAUCCGCAUCGGUCGCAACGAAGUCGUGGUGGUCCUCCGAGUAGACAAGGAAAAGGGCUACAUUGAUCUGUCAAAACGAAGAGUCUCGGCCGAGGACAUUGUGCGUUGUGAGGAACGGUACAACAAGAGCAAGUCGGUCCACUCCAUCAUGCGGCACGUUGCGGAGAAGACGAAGACACCCAUUCUGAAGUUGUACGAGUGCAUCGGUUGGCCACUCAACCGGAAAUAUGGCCACGCCAAUGAUGCUUUCAAGCUCUCCAUCACAAACCCGGACGUGUGGAACGACGUGACAUUCCCCAACGAGGUUGUCAAGGAGGAAUUGAUGACAUACAUCAGCAAGAAACUGACACCGCAUCCGACAAAAGUGCGGGCCGACGUGGAGGUGACGUGUUUCAAGUACGACGGCAUCGACGCUGUGAAGGCGGCUCUGAGGCAGGCUGAGGCAAGAAAUUCUGCGGAAACACAAGUCAAGGUCAAGCUGGUGUCUCCCCCACACUACGUCCUCACCAGUCAGUGUUUGGACAAGGGUAUGGGUAUUCAGUUGCUCGAGCAGGCAAUCAAGGACAUUGACGACAAUAUCAAAGAAGCGGGGGGUGCGUGUGUGAUCAAGAUGGCCCCCAAGGCCGUGACGGAACAUGACGAUGCGGAAUUGCAAGCGCUGAUGGACAAGAGGGCACGGGAGAAUGAGGAGGUCAGCGGUGAUGAGGACGUGAGUGAGAGUGACGAAGGACCGGAGGUUGCAUAA